Messenger RNA from Hyaloperonospora brassicae, 528 nucleotides. Lineage: Eukaryota; Oomycota; Peronosporomycetes; Peronosporales; Peronosporaceae. The record is from the annotation of a GenBank genome assembly.
AUGAACGCACUGCUGGGCGAACUGCAUAUGGUCAAGGUCCUGCAUCAGCAGUCGGGCGUGUGCCUCUUCACUCAUCAGUGGAAGUGGAAACCGCAAGCGCAUGCAGAAGGCGUCGAUGCGCUCGUCAUGUCCUUUACGCAGUUCGCGCGCGAGAUCGACGGUGGAGAGGUCGUUCAAGUGCACUUUGACCCGAGCCAAGCGGAUAGCAGCAAAGACCGACCGAGCAGCAGUUUUGUGCCUACCUCGUCCGGCGGUCUCGUCAUGCUUUCGCUCCAGAACGAGACGAUUCAAGCCGUACUGUUCCACGAACGGACUUGUGAGGCGGCAAGCACAGCGCUCAAAGCGUUUUUGCAGCGGAUUUUGCAACGGUUUGGUGAAGUGUUCAAGCAAGAGCUGGACCAAUUGCAGCCGCAGUUACAAGCGAGUGCGACGCCCACGCCGGAAGAGCGCGAAGCCGUUGAAGCUCCGUUUCGGAGAUACGAAGCGGAGCUCGAUAGCCAACUGCUGCUGCAGGCGAAUGGUGGGUGA